AUGGCGCAGCUACUUAAGGCGUGGCUGAUCGACGAUGUCGGCAUGCAUCUGGACGAGGAUGUGUCCGUGGAGAAGGAGUUCGCCACGGGCUACCUCCUCGGCGAGCUGCUCGCGCGGCUCGACCUGCAGCCGGACUUCGAGAAGUUCGACCCCGCGGAGACGCCGGAUGCACGCAUCAACAACUUCAACCGCCUGCAAAAGUCCCUGAAGACGCUGGGCAUCUCGAUGGACUCGCGGAAGGCCAACGCGAUCAUGACGGAGGAGAAGGGCUUCGUGAUGCGCCUGCUGUACCAGAUCAAGAGCAAGGUGGCCUCGCUGCACAAGGGGCUGAACGCGACGACGGGCGCGACGGGGCGCACCGCGGGCGGCGCCGCGGGGGGCGCGAGGCCGACGUACGGGCUGCUCGAGAAACAGAGCCACCGGUCGCAGCACGCUGCGUACCGUAGGAGCCAGGCGGACCAGCUCGACCGCACGCUCCGGCGCACCGCGGGCAAUCCGAAGGUCCUCAUGCAGGGCCUGCAUCUGCAGCGGUUCCAGCGGAUGCAGCAGAAGCUCGAGACGCACGCCGCGGAGGCGACCGAGGCCGACCGGCGCGCGCAGGCCGACGCGAAGCGCGAGCUGCGCGAGUCCCUGGUCGGCACGUUGCGCAAGAAGCGCGAGGAGGGCGCGAAGCUGCUCGAGACGCAGCACCGCGAGCACAAGCAGGCCGUGGACCGGCGGCGCGCCUACUUCCGAGACGACCUCCGCGUGGAGGUGUCGCUCGCGGAGAAGCGCGGGCGCAUCAUGGACGAGCGCCACGAGCGCGAGGGCCAGGAGGCGGAGUCCGGGAUCGACAUGUUCGAGGGGAACCUGCGGCGGAUGGGCGCGGACGGGAGCACGGGCACCGAGGGCGCGGUGACGGGCGACACGCACCACGCGACGCCGCUGGACACGAUGCGGAAGAUCGUGGAGAUCGUCCCGCGCCGCCAGGCGCUCCUGGACGCCACGGAGGGCUACGUGCGGCAGCUCAAGGCCAAGCGCGCCGACGACAUCCUGGUGCGGAGGGAGCGGGAGGCCCGGCGGCGGCGCAUGGUGGUCGAGCAGGUGUCGGCGGCCGCGGAGAUGGACCGGCGGACGCGGCAGGAGGCGCUGAUGGAGCUGCUGCGGCGGCAGUCGCGGGCGGAGGAGAAGGUGGCGGAGCGGGUGUGGCGGGUGAGGCAGGAGGAGCAGGUGAUGGUCGAGAACCGCGCGCUGCGCGAGAAGCAGUACCGGGAGCGCCGGGAGCGCGACUGGUCGGAGGCGAUCGAGCGGGAGGUCGCGGCGAUGAAGGCGGUGGGGGAGUCGGUGGCGCGGCUGUCGGCGGCGGAGCUGGCGGCGCUGCAGGCGGAGCGCGCGCGCGUGGAGGCGGCGCGCAAGGCCGCGGUGCUCGAGGAGUGCACGCGGUGCGCGUGGGGCCUCGUGGGCAUCGCGGAGCGCUGCGCGAACUACCGCGAGCACAUGGAGGUGAACGCGCCGCGCAAGGAGCACCGCGAGUGGGUGUCGAUGUUCACGAGCGACGACCCUGCGCUGGUGGACGGGAUCAUUCCGGAUCCGGAGGAGCACGAGCCGGAGCCGGAGCCCAAGGCGUCGGUCCUCGCCACGGCGGCGGUGCAGCUGUACCUGAGCAAGCAGGGGGAGUGGCAGCGCGGGGACGCGACGGCGCGGGCCAGCGCGGCGGAGACGGGCUCCGUGCGCGCGGAGGAGCCGUCGGGCGCGGAGGCCGAGGGCGCCGCGGAGCCCCCGCGGACGCUGGCGGGGGUGUUGCACGAGCUCCUCGAGGGGAGUGUUGCGGCGGACGCGCCCCCGCUCCCGACGCCGCCCGACCUGACGACGAUGCCCGUCAAGCUCGCGGUCGUCGGCGCGCCCUUCUCCGGCAAGUCGACCAUCGCGCGCGAGAUCGCCGUGGAGCACCAGCUCGCGGUCAUCACCCCGGAGGACGUCGUCGAGGCCGCGCUGGCCGCCGCGGAGGCCUACGUGCCGCCGAGUGCGGUGGGGGACGGCAGCGACGCCGCAGCGGAGCCCGAGGCCUCGGGCGACGCGGCAGCGCCAGAGGGCGACGGUACCGAGGAGGGCGGCGCAGCGGAGGGCGACGGUGCCGAGGAGGGCGGGGAGGCGUCGGGCGCGGAGGAGUCCGCGGCGCGUGCGGAGCCGGAGGCGCCGGAGGUAGUGCGGCUCGGGCGGGAGUGCCGUGCGGCGCUUGACGCCGGCGAGGCGGUGCCGGACGCCGUUCUGUGUCGCCUUGUGGCGCUGGAGAUUGCGGCGCUGAGCGACCGGCUGCGGGAGUCGAAGGCGGAGAACGAGGCGCCGGAGAGCGAGGCGCCGGCGCCGAAGACCAAGGGCAAGAAGAAGGAGGACAAGGCCGGGAAGGCGAAGCCCGCGAAGGGCGGCAAGGGCGGCGCGGAGGCGGCGGAGCUGCCGGAGCCCGCGAACGGGUUCGUGCUGGACGGGUUCCCGCAGACGGAGCGGCAGGCGCGGCUGCUGGAGCGGAGUCUGACGCAGCUGGACAUGGAGGCCGAGGCGAUCGUGCGGGAGCGGCGGAGCGUGGUGGUUCCGCCGCCGCCGCCGGCUGCGCGCAGCACGCGCCGCCUGCUGCACUCCGGGCUCGACGGCGUGCUUCUGCUCGGGAUGGUCUCCGAGGAGGAGGCGAUCAAGCGCGCGCAGGGCCGCCGCGUGGAUCCGGAGACCGGCGCGGUGUACCACGUGGAGGCGCGCCCGCCACCGACGAACAACCCGGGCCUCGUCGCGCGGCUGGUGGGCGCCGACGACCCGUCCAACUCGGAGCAGCAGAUCCAGGCGCGGAUCGAGGCGUUCCUCGCGGACCGCGGCCCCCUCGUCGACUGGUUCUCCCGCUUCGAAAAGCUCUUGCACGACGUUGAUUCCGAGCUGACGCUAGACGACGAGGUUGCGGCGGGCAAGGAGGCGGCGGGGCGGAUCCGGGGCGCGCAGACGGCGGCGGGCGAGGUCGCGAAGGCGAUCCGGAGUGCGGAGAAGGCGGUCGAGGCGGCGCGGGCUGCGGAGGCGGAGGGCGUGCGGGCGGCGGAGGCGGCGAAAGCGGCCGCGAAGGCGCUGUUCGCUGCGAAGCGGGCCGAGGUCGAGGCCGCGCAGCUGCUCGCGGGCGUGACGCCGCAGGCGGCCGGCGGCGCCGCUGCGAAGGGCGGGAAGGGCGGAAAGGGCGGGAAGGGGGCCCCACCGCCGCCGGUGCCCGCAGAGGACCUCCCGAAGGGGGGGCUGAGCGCGCAGGAGAUGCUGAACCAGAACGCGUCGGAGGCGAUCGCGCAGAGCCUGGCGAACGCGGAGGCGGCGGCGAAGGAGGCGGAGGUGGCGGCGGCGCAGGCGCAGGCCGAGUGCGGGCACGCCAACGAGCACGUGGAGGCGUGCCGCGGGGCGCGGGCGGACGUGGACGCGUCGGUGCAGGCGCGCGAGGCCGCGGAGGCGGCCGCGGCGCAGGCGGACGAGCUCCUCGACGCGGCGGCGGGGGCGGCACGGCGCGCCCAGGAGGCGGCGCAGGCGGCGCAAGCGGCGUUGGAGAAGGCGCAGGCUGCUGCCGCGCUGGCCGAGGGCGAGGAGCUGCCGGAGGAGGAGCCGGAAGAGGGCGCCGAGGCUGGCGAGGACGUGCAGCCGCGGGCGGAGUCGCCCGGCGGCGGGGACGCGGCGGAGGCGCCAGCGGAGCCCACGCGCGGCGCGGUGGCGCAGGAGAGCGCCAAGGCGCUGUGGGCGCGGUGGAACGAGGCGGAGUCGACGUACCUGCGCGCGCUCGAGGCGCUUCUCGGCGAGGUGCGCGUGGACCGCGCCAAGGCGAUGCGGCACGUGGUCAUCUCGAAGCGGCAGGCGCUGCAGAUGCUCACCGCGGACGAUGGGCGGCAGGCGCACGUCGACGCGUUCCUGAAGGAGCUCAAGGAGCGCGAGCAGACGAUGUUCCGCGACACGCUGGCGCGCAACGAGGUCCUCGAGCAGGCCGACGCGCUCCGAGACAAGAUUUGGGACAUGUGCGACGCGCGGCUGGCCGAGCUGGACAAGUACCGGAAGCAGCUGAGCCAGGACCCCGCGAUCACGAAUCUGGCGAACGCUGGGUACGAGAAGCACGGGCGGCUGCUCGCGCUCGAGAUGGAGCGGCUCGGGAGCGCGGCGGCGGUGGCGGUGGCCGCGUCCUGCGAGGCGUGGGGCGUGCACCCGCCGGGCGCGGCCGACCAAGCGGCGCAGCCCGUGCCUCCGGCGCCGGACGUCACGAAGCCCGCGCCGUCCGAGCUCGCGGCGCUCGCGCGCGCCGUCAACGCCGCGGACGUGCCGGGUCUGACUGAGGCCGAGAAGGCGGGCGCGAACUCCCCCCUCGGGCAGCUCGCGGCGGCGAUCCGGACGUCGCUCGCGUACACGAAUGCGCUUGCGGCGUACGAUCCCGUCGCGGCCCCCGCGGGCGGCAAGGGCGGCGGGAAGGCCAAGGGGGGGGGUGAGGCUGAGUCAGUCAGCCCGCUCGAGCACGCCCGGCGCGCGCAGUGCUCCGCGGAGGUGGCCGCGGUGCUCGCGCCGGAGCUCGAGGCCACGCGCGACCGCGUCAUUUCCAUCUGGGAGCGCGCCCAGGGCCACGCGAAGGAGAUGGGGGAGUCGUGGCGCCGCACGCAGGAACGCCUCGAGGCCUGGGGCAAGGAGCGCUACACGCGCGAGUGCAAGGCCGUCUCCACCGCCGUCACGGCCGUCGCGCAGGCGGUCCAGUCGAAGCACCCCGUGCCCACCUCGCUCGUCCUGGACGGCCCCUCGCUGCACUUGGAGGCCCUGAAGCUCACGUCCAUCCAACAGGCGCUCGCGGAGCUCGCGGAGCUCGCGCCGGUCGGCAUGGCGCCCGCGCAGGACGUGGCGCUCGCGCUGCACCGCGCGCUGCACGGCCAGCACCCCGGCCCGCUCGGCAGCUGCACGGUGGAGGAGAUGACCGAGGCGCUGACGGCGCUGGAUCACGCGGGGUGCAACGGCGUGGACUGGCGCGAGGCGGUGAUCGAGGUGCUGCUGGAGGCGUACCCGGCGCUGGCGUCGCUGUCGCCGGCGCUCGUCGCGCAGACGGUGUCGGCGAUGGAGCAGGCGGCAGUGGGCGGCGACGCAGGCGCGAGCCUGCUCGCGCGCGAGACGUGGUCCGCCACGCCGCUGUGGUGGGAGCGCCCGCUCGACGAGCUCGAGACCGCGGCGAUGCAGGUGCGCGGCCAGAAGCCCGGCAAGCUCCCGGCGCCGAAGCGUUCGGGCCGCAAGUGCACCACCACGCAGACCGAGUCGCUCGCGGCAGCCACGGAGGCCACCGAGGGCGGCGGCGCGGCGCUCAAGGAGGUCCUCUUCGACCUCCUCGGCGAGACGGCCGCGGACGGCGAGCUCGUCGUCCCCGUCCUGGAGGGCCUGUUGCAGCUUCUCAAGGACCUGGACCCUGACGUGGGCCUGCGCAAGGCGUGGGCGUGCGUCACGGGGAACGAGGCGGGCGGCGCGAUCGGCGCGGACCUCCUGCACACGCUCGUCGCGCCCGUGCGCGACGCCGGGUUCUACAACGGCAUGCCGUCGGUGGGCGACGUGGAGAAGCACCUGCGGGACAUUCAGGAGGCGGAGCUGGCGGCCGCGGAGCAGGAGGGCGAGGACGGGGACGAUGAGGAGGACGAGGAGGAGGAGGAGGAGGAGCUGCCGCCGCCGACGAUUGAGCUGGAGGCGUUGUUGAGCGGGGAGAGCAAGGCGCACGAGGCGCUGAGGGCGCCGCUGGCGCGGUACGGCGUGGUCGGCCUCGCGGACCGCGUGCGGGCGAUCCAGGAGAGGGCCGCGGAGGCGGCGAGCACGAGCAGGGGCCCGUCGCAGGCGGGGAGCCGGGCGCCGAGCAACCGCAGCGAGUUUGAGUAG
Molecule: messenger RNA, 5877 nt
Organism: Pedinophyceae sp. YPF-701
Lineage: Eukaryota; Viridiplantae; Chlorophyta; Pedinophyceae
Source: the annotation of a GenBank genome assembly